AUGAAGGAUGACACUCAAUGUCUCCUGUACAUCGUUUACACAUUCGGCAAUCUAAUUGCCCCAGUUGUUCUCCACAAAUUAGGCACGAAACGUACGCUAUUCGUCGCUGUUUUCUGCUUCGCGAUUUAUUCCUCAAAUUUCAUCCUCAUUCGAAAUUAUAUCUAUUUCCCAGCGUGUGCAUUUGCUGGUUUUGGAACAGCUUUGUUCUUUUGCAGUACUGGUGCCUAUAUUUCAAAGCAUUCGACGGAAAAGACUUUGUCUAGGAAUCAAGCUCUUUCUUUUAUGUUAAUGGGUAGUAGUAUGCUUGUCAGUGGUAAUUUUAUGAUUAUCUCGUCGGAGAUCUCGAAAGAGCCACAACAAGAGAAUUUGACUCAAUCGGAGAAAAUUCCAGAACUAAUCUUCCAAGGCCUGAAGACACCCGGCAUGAUCAAAUUAGUGCCGUUAUACUUUUUCUGUGGAAUGUUCACUGCUUUCAUGAACUCCAUCUACACAACGUCGGUCUCAUUCACGCAUAGUCUUGCCGGCUACACGAAUCUCAUCGCUUUCGUUUGCAUGAGUGUUUCGGCGGGAGAGUUGAUUGCUUUCUUCUAUUACCUUAGCUCAAUACUAACUAUUUAUUGGCUAAUGGGGAUUCUUUUUGCUACUUUGAUAGCUUCUCUAUUCAUGUUCUUUUGGUUUUUGCGAGAUCUUCGACUAGAACGAGAGCGAUUAGAAGAGCUUGGCGAGGAGAAAGAGAAGGAGAAAGAGAAUGAGAAUGAGAAAGAGAAAGAGAAAGAGAAUGAGGAAGAGAAAGAGAACGAGAAAGAGAAGCAUUUCGACAAACCAAUUGAGAAU
Mesorhabditis belari is the source of this 834-nucleotide messenger RNA. The record is from the annotation of a GenBank genome assembly. NCBI's taxonomy places the organism in Eukaryota, Metazoa, Nematoda, Chromadorea, Rhabditida, Rhabditidae.